AUGACAUCACGUUGCUUUUGCCGUUCCACUGCAGAGGGACCGUGGUACGAUUUUUCUGCUUAUACUGAGUGCAAACCAGAUCCUGAGCCUCCUCUUUACAAUGGAGGAAUCCUACAAACCGAGAAUGGGGAGAUUCCAAUGGCAGCAUACCAUACGACGGAGACAGGAGCUCAACUGCCGACGUUUGUACUGGGCAACCUCACCGAGACCACAAGAUAUAGCUUCUCAUGUUGGGUGCAAAUCCAAGGAACUGAUUCAGCUCUCGUGAGAGCAGGAUUAGCAACGGAUGAUUCGAAAUUUAGAUGCGUAGGAACAACAAUGGCAAAAAAUGGCUGCUGGUCUUUCCUCAAGGGUGGUUUCAUUCUCGAUGCGUCCUCCAAAACCUCACAACUUUUCCUUCAGAACACUGACAAUAAUGUCAAUGGGAUCAAGAUCUUGGUGGCAAGUGCUUCAUUGCAGCCAUUCUCAGUCGAGCAAUGGAAGAUGCAACAGCAAGACAACAUCAGAAAAGAAAGGAAGCGCGUGGUGAUCAUCCAAGUAUCAGACACGAAGGGAAAUCGAGUAAUUGGAGCAUCCGUCUCAGUGCAGCAGCUUGCAAAGGACUUCCCAUUAGGCUCUGCCAUAGCCAGUACCAUCCUAGGAAAUUCACCUUAUCAGGCUUGGUUUCUGAAGCGAUUCAAUGCGGCGGUCUUCGAGAACGAGCUUAAAUGGUACACGACAGAGCCCCAGCCAGGGAAGCUCAAUUACACUCUAGCUGACAAGAUGCUGGAGUUCGUCAGGGCCAACAAUGUUGUGGUCCGAGGCCACAACAUAUUCUGGGAGAACCCCACUGUUACCCCAGCUUGGGUUCGCAACCUCACCGGCGAUGACCUCCGAUCAGCUGUGAAGUCUCGCAUCCAGAGCUUGAUGUCCAGGUACAGGGGGAAGUUCGUUCAUUGGGACGUGAACAACGAGAUGCUCCACUUUAAUUUUUAUGAGCAACGGCUUGGACCCAAUGCUUCUUUGGAAUUCUUCGACACCGCCCAACAAGCAGACCCCCUUGCUACUCUGUUCAUGAAUGAAUUCAAUGUCCUGGAGACGUGUGCCGAUGCGAACUCAACAGUGGAUUCCUAUAUAUCAAGACUAAGGGAGCUAAAGGAAGGAGGAGUCGUAUUAGAAGGAAUUGGAUUGGAGGGGCAUUUCUUCACUCACCCAAACCUGCCUCUGAUGAGAGCCGUGCUGGAUAAGUUGGCUACUUUAGAGCUUCCCAUUUGGUUAACAGAGGUCGACAUAAAUCACAUGUUUGAUCAUCAAACACAGGCUAUAUAUCUUGAGGAGGUGCUGAGAGAAGGAUUUUCCUACCCAUCUGUGAAUGGAAUAAUGUUAUGGACAGCACUGCAUCCAUAUGGGUGCUACGAAAUGUGCCUUACGGACGGAGAUUUCCACAACCUACCUUCUGGAGACGUUGUGGACAGGCUCUUACAGGAAUGGGAAACAAAAGAAACGGGAGGGGCGACGGAUGACCAUGGUUUGUAUAGCUUCAGUGGAUUUUUGGGGGAGUACAAGGUCUCCGUGAGUUAUGCGAACAAAUCGACGGAGACGACAUUUUCCUUGGAUAAAGGGGAUGAGACGAGGCAUUUGAACAUUCAGCUUUGAGCAUUAUUUCCCCUUGGCAACUAAUGAUGAUGGAUAUGGUGAUUUAGUUGAUUCAAAUGGCGUAUGUAAGGCAUCGUUUCCUAUGCAUUACCAGUGUCCUCGUACUCACAUUUUCAAGUCAUAUGAGGAUAAUGAAAAGCCGUAGGCAAAUUUGCUGCACAAUGCUGGACCUAAUAAACUUU
This is a messenger RNA of Elaeis guineensis (African oil palm), 1817 nucleotides long. Its product is annotated as endo-1,4-beta-xylanase 5-like. Lineage: Eukaryota; Viridiplantae; Streptophyta; Magnoliopsida; Arecales; Arecaceae. The record is from RefSeq and is a predicted model, not a curated record. Gene Ontology annotation, molecular function: hydrolase activity, hydrolyzing O-glycosyl compounds. Gene Ontology annotation, biological process: carbohydrate metabolic process.